Xenopus tropicalis (tropical clawed frog) is the source of this 10327-nucleotide messenger RNA. Its product is annotated as IgGFc-binding protein. Gene Ontology annotation, cellular component: extracellular region. Bases 6 to 9005 code for a protein of 2999 amino acids. The transcript is spliced from 21 exons. The record is from RefSeq and is a predicted model, not a curated record. NCBI's taxonomy places the organism in Eukaryota, Metazoa, Chordata, Amphibia, Anura, Pipidae.
GAGAAAUGGGUUCCCAGGGGCUACUGUCUCUCUGCUUAUGGAUUGCUGUUUGUGGAGGUGUGGGAUGCGCAAGUCCCAUAGGAACAGACUUUAUCACCACUUUUUUACAGAAUGCGUUCCCAAGCUAUACACAACCAAGGCAGGAGCUCCGUAUAACGAGCCACCAUGACAACACUUCUGUGUCCAUCAGUUCUUCUGAUGGUGGAUUCAGCAGAAAUCUCAACUUAAAUAGUCACCGGACCAUUUCCGUCCAACUUCCACCCUCCGUGGAGAUAAGGGGCAGCGUGAUCUUCAGCAACACCAUCCGUAUCACAUCUAACAAACCAAUCAACGUCCUUACCCUUAACUACAGGUCAUACAGUGGAGAAACCACCAUUGUCUACCCUCUGGCUAGCCUCGGAAUGGAAUACUACUUAAUAACACCUAAAAAUGGUUAUAUGGGGUCUCCUAAAGUCUUCUCAGUGGUGGCUUCUAAGGAUGAAACAUCUGUUGCCGUCCAUUUAAAAGGAGGUUUAACUUUCCAGAACAAGAAUUAUCCACCUAAUAGCGUAUUUACUGUUGUUCUAAAGCCCUUCCAAGGGAUUCAGCUUCUCGGUUCAGAUGAUCUGUCAGGAUCUAGAGUGAUAUCUCAGAAGCCCGUGGCUGUGUUGAGUGGACAUUCUUGCGCUAUGGCCAAUACUCGGUGUAGUCUUACCUAUGAACAACUUCUACCCGUUUCUGAUUGGGGAACUGCAUUUUUUGUCGUUCCUCUGAGUUUUCAGACAAAGACAGACACGGUGUUUGUGACUGCAUCAAGGCCAACCCAAUUGACCUAUGUCCUAGGGACCUCUGAAACUAAUGUAGUCAUGGUGGCCGGCCAAGUGACUCAAAUCGAGAUGUCAAAUGUUGCUCUUAGAAUUACGGCCAGCGCCGCGGUGCAGGUCACGGUUUUCUACACCGGUGGGAGAGUUCAAAGAUCUGAAUAUAGCCCGAUGCUCAUGAAUAUCAUGGACAUCUACAGUUACUGCUCUUCCUAUUACGUUUACGGGCAAAGUGGCACCGAUAAUUACGCCAUCGUCGUAGCAAAGAAAACUUCAGUCGACGGCAUCACGUUUGAGGGAGGAUCCCCAAGGGUUUCACGGUAUAAUCCCAUACAGGGAACCGACUACGUAUGGUACGAGUACUAUUAUGGAAACACGUUAACGUCUCAUUUAGUAGCGCACUCCAAUGUUUCAUUUGGUCUUCAAAGCGUCGGAGUCGGUUCUUUCUACAGUUACGGUUCAAUGGCUACCUGUGUGAAAGCUUCAGAACCCGUUCCCCCAACUGUACCCCCAACCACAACCCCGGCACCCCCUUCCUGCAGCUCCAUCACUUGCCCCCCACGACAAGAGUGUAUCAUGGAGAGAGGGGUUCCAAAGUGUGUCCCACUGAAAGUAAAUUUAUGUUGGGCAUCUGGAGACCCCCAUUACCGCACCUUCGAUGGGAGGUAUUACGACUUCAUGGGCACUUGUACAUAUACCCUUGUCUCCGUGUGUGGAAAGUUUGGGGGCGCUCUUCCGAAGUUCACCGUCCUGGCCAAGAAUGAGAACCGUGGGAAUGUGCGUGUCUCCUACGUGGGGCAGGUCAGCUUUCUAGUCAACGACCAUGUGAUCGAUGUGAAGAAAUCAGAGAUUGGCUACGUGAGGGUGAACAAGUCUCGAUCCUCACUCCCAGUGUCUCUAAUUAAUGGAACUCUGAGGAUAUUCCAGAGCGGGAACACAGUAGUUAUCCAAUACGGGAACGACGUCCAAGUGUCCUACGACUGGAACCAUGUUGCGAUUGUUGAGCUCAGUCUUCGCUAUGCCAAAGCUGUGUGUGGGAUGUGUGGGAACUACAACCAGAAUCCAUCAGAUGAUUUCCAGACUCCUGAUGGACCACAAGCAAACGGAGUUGUUGCCUUUGGCAAGAGCUGGAAGGUAGAAGACAACACAACAUGCUGGGACGAUUGCCAUGGUCCGUGCCUCAGUUGCCCCCCAAAUAUGGCAGAAAAGUACACGACAGACGCCUACUGUGGACUCUUGGAUAAAACUGAUGGGCCCUUCAGCCAAUGCCAUUCAAUUGUCAAUCCAAAAAUGUAUUCUGAGAACUGUGUGUACGAUGUAUGCCUCAAUGAUGGCUACAAACAAUUUUCAUGCCGAGCCCUCAAAGCAUAUGCAGAUGCGUGCCAGAGACAGGGCCUCAAUAUCAGUCAGUGGAGAGAUGGAGCUGGAUGCCCCUUCUCCUGCCCCAGUAACAGCAAGUACAAUUCCUGUGGAAGUGCAUGCCCGGCCACAUGCCAGGACCCAGAUGCAUCACUAUUAUGCACUGCUCCAUGUAUAGAGGGCUGUGAGUGCAACCCAGGUUUUGUUUUGAUACAAGGAAAGUGCUUACCCAUAGAAAGCUGUGGAUGCUUUUUUGAAGGACGAUCCUUUUCUGCCAAUGAGACAUUCUGGAAAGACACAAAAUGUCAGGUUAAGUGCACUUGCAAUGGGAGGAGCCAGAAGGUGGAGUGUAAGGAGACCUCUUGUAGACUAGGUGAAGAGUGCACUGUAAAAGGAGGCCUACGAGACUGUUACCCAAUCUCAUUUGGCACUUGCACCGUUUCUGGAGAUCCUCACUACUUUACCUUCGAUGGACUACGAUAUGAUUUUCAAGGGACCUGCCAAUACCAGCUUUCAGCAUUGUGUAACCAUAGCCGCGACCUUACUGACUUCCAGGUCAAUGUUGAGAACCGGAACAGAGGAGACUUUCGAGUUUCUUUUGCUUCAGAUGUUUACGUCAAAGUUUAUGGUAAAGAAGUCCAAAUCAGCAUGCAACAACCCCACCAAGUAACAAUUGAUGGUUCUCUCAAACAUCUUCCAUACAGUUCUACAGAUGGUCGCAUUUCUCUGUACCAGAACCCUAGAUCGGCUGUGCUGAGCACUGACUUUGGGCUCACUGUCACCUUUGAUUGGUACAGUGUUGUAACGGUCACCAUCCCGGGCACAUACAGUGGGGCAGUCUGUGGACUUUGUGGCAAUUUCAAUAAAGAUACAGUAGAUGAUUUGACCUCAAGAGAUGAAUCAGUUUUAGAGUCAGCGAUCUCCAUUGCUCAAACCUGGAAAGUUGGAGGUACGUCUGGCUGCAGUGAAGGUGGCAACCCGGUUUGUGCUGGGUUAGAAGAGCUGCAGAAGAAGCAGAGGGAUGGAAGCACCGAAUGUGGCAUUUUACUAGGACGUGAAGGACCUUUUCGUGACUGCCACAAACUGGUGGAUCCAGAACCAUUCUUUGAAAGUUGUGUUUAUGACUAUUGUAUUCUACAAAGCCGUCAAACUGUCUUCUGCUCAGUUAUGUCAUCCUAUGCCCAAGCGUGCCAGUCUGCUGGAGGCACUGUCUACCCAUGGAGGAGUGACGGUUUUUGCAGUUAUAUCUGCCCUGCAAACAGUCACUAUGAAGUGUGUGGUAAUGGCUGUCCCGUGACUUGUAAAGACCUCAUUCCCCCAGCUGGCUGCCAGUCCACUUGUAGAGAAGGAUGCGUCUGUGAUGCUGGGUUUGUCCUUAGUGGUGGUUCAUGUGUCCCCAUCUCCCAGUGUGGUUGUGUUUAUGGAGGUUUCUACCAUCCGGUUGGUGAGACUAUCUACACUGGGGAGAAUUGUGAGGAGAGAUGCACCUGUAGCCAGGGGGGGCAUAUGAUCUGUUCCCCAUCAUCUUGUUCCAUCAACGAAGAAUGCCGUCAAGAGAAUGGUGUGCUUGGCUGUUAUCCUGUAGGCUCAGCCGUCUGCUCCGCUUCUGGAGACCCUCAUUACAGGACCUUUGAUGGACGAGCCUUCGACUUCCAAGGAGUGUGCCAGUACGUGCUGACUAUGAGCUGUGGAGAGAGCUUUUCUGAAACUGGAAGAAACUUAACUGACUUUGUAGUUAUUACCAAAAAUGAUCAUUUCGGCAGCAGUGCGUCACUAGUCAGCCUUGUAACCGUGAAGGUCUAUGGCCAAACUCUUACCCUGAUACAAAGCCGAAGAGGAAUUGUACAGGUAAAUGGAGCUGAUGCCAGACUGCCAGUCACUUUAUCGUCGGGUAAAAUUCUCGUUGAGGUCUAUGGUCAAGGAGUUCUUGUAAGGACUGAUUUCGGUCUUGUGGUGACAUAUGACCUUUCCUACCACACCACCGUCAGGGUUCCGGGCAACUACAGAAACCAAACCUGUGGUCUGUGUGGGAAUUACGACAGCAAUCCCAUGAACGAUGUCGGUUUAACAUCAAGUGAUAUCAUUGCAUUUGGAGAAAAGUGGAAAACAGAAGAGAAGUGUGAAGCCGGCUGUGGCAGCGUGGAGAACCCUUGCCCAACAUGCCCAGGACCGAAGAUGGAAGUAUUUUCUCAAAACAAUUACUGCGGAAUCCUUAGUUCCACCGCAGGACCAUUUGCCCCGUGCCAGUCAGUUGUGGACCCUGCUCCUUUCCUAAAUGAUUGUAUAUAUGACCUGUGCCAAGCCAACGGGGAUACCAUCAUGCUUUGCAACAAUGUGGCUGCUUAUGCUGCUGCAUGUAAGGAGGCCGGAGUCAGAAAUAUAACAUGGAGGACAGAAUCAUUUUGUGAUAUGAAGUGCUCGGCCCGCAGCCACUACAGCCAAUGUGCAGAUCUCUGCUCCUCCAGCUGUGCCGCUCUCUCCGGCUCGUACCGCUGCCCCGGCCUCUGUGAGGAAGGAUGUGAAUGCGAUGAAGGAUAUUUAUUUGAUGGCGCUCGCUGCGUCCCAUUACAAGAGUGUGGCUGCUUUCAGAAUGGAAGAUAUUACAAGCCAAAUGAAACAGUGCUGAACGAGAGCUGCAGUUCUGCUUGUACUUGCAACCCAAUCUCAGGGCUGCUGUGCCGUAACACUGUCUGUAAUGAAGAGGAGAGUUGUCAGAUUGUCGAUGGUGUAAGGUCCUGCAUCAAUAUUGACCCCUGUAAGUCCAAAACCUGCCGUUCUAUGGAAACCUGUAAAGUCCAAGAUGGAAAAGCCAUCUGUCUUCCCAGUUUCACCGGGACCUGCAUCGCCUGGGGAGAUCCUCAUUAUGUCACAUUUGACUCCUAUAGCUUUGAUUUCCAAGGCACUUGUACCUACACGCUAGUCAAUUACACUGGAGGAGACUCUAGCCUGGAACCGUUCCAUAUUGAGGCCAAAAAUGAAAACAGAGGCAGCCAAUCAGUUUCUUAUGUCAGACAAAUAAAUGUCAUGAUCUAUGAGAGUAAGAUAAGCAUCCAUGUUGGAGAGGUCGGCAAAAUACAGGUCAAUGGUAUCUCAACCAAUCUGCCCUUCACUCUGCAAGGCGGGAAGUUAAAAGUCAGCCAAAGCGGCAGCAGCGCGGUUCUGGAAACCGAUUUCGGCCUUGUCGUGAAAUAUGACUGGAACUGGUACUUGGUCAUUAAUCUCCCCAGCAGCUACCACAACAACGUUUCUGGCCUUUGUGGGAACUUCAAUGGAGACCGCGGCGAUGAGUUUCUAUCGCCCAAUAACACCCAAAUGGCCUCCAUAAAUGAAUGGGCAGGAAGCUGGAGAACUGAUGAUGGAGACCAGUUCUGUUGGGACUAUUGCCCUGGAAGUUGCAAGAGCUGUGAAGAAAGCAAGAGGCACCAGUACGAAAGUGAAAAUUUCUGUGGUCUGAUACUCAAAGAAGAUGGACCUUUUAGUGACUGUGUUACUAAUAUCUCCUCCAAAAGUUUCUUUGACAGUUGCGUCCAUGAUGUCUGUUUGAAUGAUGGAGCCCAAGUUAUCCUUUGCCAAGCCCUGGGCGUCUAUGCGAGUACGUGUCUGAAACACGGCAUUAAUGUCUCUGAUUGGAGAUCACCUUCGGCCUGUCAUAAGAAAUGUGGAGAGAACAGUCACUAUGAAGCCUGCGGAAAUGCUUGCCCGGCAACCUGCUCGGAAAGAAAUGCUCCCGAACAAUGCGAAAAGCCCUGUGUAGAAACGUGCCAAUGCAAUGAUAACUUUGUCCUCAGUGUUGACAAAUGCGUCCCUAUAUCAAGCUGUGGCUGCCACUUUAAAGGGCAGUAUUAUGAGCCUCACCAAGAGUUCUGGGCAGAUGAUAAAUGCAGUGGACUCUGCAAAUGUGAUCCCAUUUUGGGUAUGGUGGUGUGCCAGCAAGCACGUUGCAAAGCCAGUGAAUCAUGUGGGGUGGUAAAUGGAAGGCGAGGCUGUUAUCCAAUCAAAUACAGCACCUGCACUGCAUCCAAUGACCCUCAUUAUACAACAUUUGACCAACACAGGUUCAACUUCAUGGGUACUUGCAUCUAUCAGAUGGCUGGAGUGGUGUCCAACGAUUCAACACUCACGAGUUUUACGGUUAAUGUUCAGAAUGACAACCGGGGGAACAAGGCCGUGUCAUUCACCAAAGAUGUCCUAUUUGAGGUCUACAACUACACAAUAACUAUGAGCAAAGACUUCCCCAAGAAGAUUAAGGUCAACGGGAUUUUGACGGAAUUACCUUACUAUUAUGAAGCAACAAAGAUCAUUGCCUACACCAGCGGGGGCCACACCUUCGUCAAGACAGAUUUUGAUGUUACCGUGAGCUACGAUGGGAACAGUUAUGCCAGAGUGAUCUUGCCGAGCGCCUACGCUGGCGUAAUGACUGGUUUGUGCGGCAACAACAACCAGAAUCCAUUGGAUGAUUUCACAGUCGGAGAAGGAAUCGUAGCCAAAACGGCUGAAGAGUUUGGAAACCACUGGAAAGUGGGGGAAGUACCAGGAUGCGCAAAUCAUUGCCCUGAUUGUCCGGUGUGCACCCAACAGGAACUGGAGCCAUAUAGAAGUGAAAAGUACUGCGGGCUCCUUUCCAGCACUGAUGGGCCUUUCAAUCUCUGCAGUUCUGUGGUGGAUCCAAAACCUUAUUUUGAAGACUGUGUCUUUGAUACCUGCCAUUAUAAAGGCCACCAAACCGCUUACUGCAACAACAUUGCUUCCUAUGUCUUCGAAUGCCAGAGAAACGGUGUUAUCAUCAGGGACUGGAGGACCCCAUCUUUCUGCCCAAUGACUUGCCCGUCGAAUAGUCACUAUGAACUCUGUGGCGACGGUUGUCCCAGCACUUGCUAUGGACUUACCUCUCCCCGAUCCUGUGAAAAGACCUGCUCAGAGGGGUGCUACUGUGACAGCGGGUUCCUCCUCAGUGGAAGAGAAUGUGUUCCUAUUGGCCGAUGUGGCUGCGUAUUUAAUGGAAAAUACUAUGGAACGGGGGAGGAGUUUUACGCCGACGGUCUGUGCCAGAAGAAAUGCCGAUGCAGCAAUAAUGGGGAAGCCAUUUGCCAAAGCAAUAACUGUGGACCUUAUGAAGAAUGCAGAGUGGUUCAAGGUGUCCUAGGCUGCCAUGCUUCCCAUUUUGGCCAAUGCACAGCUUCAGGGGAUCCCCACUUCUUGACCUUCGAUGGGGUUCGGUAUGACUUCCAGGGAACGUGCACCUACAUGCUCGUUCGAGUAGAUACUAACGGUACAGCUUUCUCUGUGGCAGUAGAUCAUGAACCCUACGGAGAUGGAAAUGUGGCCGUCACCAAGUCAGUCACUGUGGUUAUUGGAGAUCUGGCCAUUCGCAUGGAGAGAGGUGGCCUCGGGAGCGUUGUGAUCAACAACGAAAGACACAACCUUCCUUACCAAUCCACCGACGGUCAGGUCUGGCUCAACCAAGAAGGAAACAAUGUUAUUCUACAGAGCAGGAUUGGUCUAAGGCUUCUCUUUGAUCGAAUGUACUAUGUUUCUGUCUGGGUCCCGAGCUCAUUCAUUGGAUUAACUCGAGGACUCUGUGGCAAUUUUAAUAGUGAUAUGUCAGAUGACUUCCAGCUUCCCAAUGGCAGCCUUGCUAUGGAUCCAGGUCACUUUGGUUCUUCCUGGGCUGUGGCCAGAGAUGGAUCAGACUGCAGUGGUUGCUCUGCAGGGAAAUGCCCAGUCUGUGAUCCACUUCAAAAAGAACUGGCCAAGUCACCUUCUAAGUGCGGGCUGCUAGCAGAUCCCCAGGGUCCAUUCAGAGGUUGCCAUGAGUUACUGCCCCCUGAUGGGCAUGUUGAGAACUGCAUCUAUGAUGUUUGUGCUGGCAAUGGGGGCAAGGACGUUCUAUGCAUGAACCUACAAGCCUACGCUGCAGAAUGCCAGUCCAAGGGGGCCCUUCUUGAUACAUGGAGGAAUGCUACAAACUGCCCGCUUGAGUGCCCACUCAACAGCCAUUAUGAACUCUGCACUCGGACAUGUGGAACGACUUGCUACAGCAUCUCGGCGCCCAGUUCCUGCACCGACCGAUGCUUCGAAGGCUGCGAAUGCGACGCCGGUUACGUCUCCGAUGGCCAUAAAUGCGUGGGCCUCAAUAACUGCGGCUGUGCCUACAGAGGGAGAUAUUUAAAGGCAGAAGAAGCCUUUAUGUCGGAGGACUGCCAGCAGAAUUGUACCUGUCGGGGGGGGAUUGUAUCCUGUACGGAAUCCAACUGUUCAGCCAAUGAGAUUUGCCAGCUGAGAGGCGGGCUGCGCGGUUGCUACUCGCGGGAAUCCGAAUGUACAAUCAGCCAGCAGCUUCAUUUGACCACGUUUGAUGGUGUCUCCGGGGACUUCCCCCAAGAGGGAGGGUUUGUUUUAUCCUCAUCUUGUAAUGCAACGGCAGAGGGGCAGUUCAUGGUGACAAUGGUUGGAAGUAGAUGCAACGGAGAGUUCAAAACUGGGACUGCUCUGCAUGUUUUCACAAGCCAAGGGCUGAUCACCGUGAACGGCAAAAGGGAAUGCUGGCUGAACGGAUGGAAGCUUCAACCCCCAACUGCCAUCGGAGACGGUUCUGUGCAGGUUCAGGUUUCCGCAGACAAAGUGACAGUUACAAUUGUUGACCAAAUCGCAGUGGUUUUAGGUGAAGAAGGUGAAGUAACACUGACAGCUAAAGAAAAGAUGUCGGGAGAAAUAUGCGGGGCUUGUGGGAAUUUUAAUCGUGAUGCAAUCGAUGACCUAAUCCUGAAUGGCGGGAAAGCAGCGAGUAGCAUCACUCACGUCAUCCAGUCCUGGGCGGCCAGUUACUUCUCAACAUGCCCAACGUGAGGUGCCUGGAAAUAUCAUUGGAGCUUUAACAAAACCAAAAAGUUCUAGAAUCCAAGGAAAAUGCUGUACAAAAGGUUCUGAAAAUAUAUCUCUCGGCACUUGGACUAAGUAACGCUGAUGGAGGCUGGUGGAUAUCUCAGCUUUUCUAUGGACUUUUCUAUGGACUUUUCUAUGGACUUGUGGUCUGUAAGGGGCAGAUCUACUAAAACUCUUUUCUAAAAUUAAAAAUUUCUCAUGUUUUUAUUUUGAAUAAUUUCCACUUAACUCAUUUCCCUGAAUGUCUGAUAUUCGUUUCAUGACAAAACCAUCCAAACUGAAAAAGUCUGCGUGGGAAAAAGUAGCAGAAACUGUGACUUUUUCGAAUUGUCAACCCGAAAACUCAAUUUUUUGAAUUGUCGCACAAAAACCGGUGUAAAAAAUCUGGAACCUCUAAAGUUUCGAGGCAAAAGAAGGAUCUUUCAUGUCUUUUACAUGAUCUCGAUUUUAGCCGGAGAAUUGUCGGAUUUGGAUUUUUAGCCAUUUGGAUGCUUAGUAAACCUCGACAAAGCAACAACUUUUUUUUCUGCAAUUUUUAGAGCUAAAAAUCAAAAGAUUCUGCUUCUCCAGAAUUUAAAUCCAUUUUUCAAAAACAGAAACCGAUUUUUUUGUAUUUAAUUUUGAAAUGUCACAUGGGGCUAGCCGUAUUCUUCAUUUCCCAGGGUGCCACAGCCAUGUGACCUGUGCUCUGAUAAACUUCAGUCUCACUUUACUGCUGCGCUGCAAGUUAGAAUCAUCUUCUGAAGCUGUGGACUUAAGGUGGCCAUAAACUGUAAGAUUUGCUCGUUUGGCGAAGUCACUAAAUGAGCAAAUCUUUCCUCCACCUUGGGCCUAGGGCCAAACGAUCACACAGUAAUGAUGGGGAUUGGAAAAUCGGAGCGAGGAGCACAUCAAUGAGCUGAUGCAGCCCCCAUCCGACUAAAUAUCAGGCCUGUCCGAUCGACAUCUAGCCAAUUUUUGGCCAGAAAUUGGAUGGAGAGGCCUGUCGGAGGGCCCCAUACACAGGCAGAUAAGCCACAAAGGACCCAAAUUGGCAGCUGAAAUCUGACCCUGUAUGGCCACCAUUAUACAUUAUACAAAUGCUUCAUUGCUUCCCCCAUGUUCUUGCACGCUUCAAAUGUUUUCUCUGGAAAUUGGAAUUGGCCAAUCCCUCGGCUAAAUUUCUAACAAGCUCCACCUUUAGAGUCUGUUUAUGGCAAGGGCCAAUCCUGUGUGCAGAUACAAAAAGUGCAUUUAUAUUGUUAUACUGUAUGUCAUCAUUAUAUAUAAAAUACAUUUUCAUCCAA